This is a messenger RNA of Diabrotica balteata, 3250 nucleotides long. The record is from the annotation of a GenBank genome assembly. Lineage: Eukaryota; Metazoa; Arthropoda; Insecta; Coleoptera; Chrysomelidae.
GUUGACAGGGCAAAAGCAAAAGCAGUAAGUAAAAGAGAGAUUUAUUUUUAAAACGUAGCCAUAUUUGUUUGUCUCUACUAUUUCAAGAUUUUCAAGUUGCUUUGUAUGUUAAUCAGAAAUAUAUUUAUCUAAAAUCAACAUGAAUAUGAUACCAGCUUCAGAUGAGGAUGAUGAUAUAGAAAGUCUUAGAAGGGCAGCUUUGCACUCAUUAAAGAAAAAGCAUUCAUUUUCAGGCACACAACACGGCUUUUAUUACCCAAAUUUUCGAGGUGGAAGAAGGGGAUCAAAAAGUGGCAAUUUUAAUGGGGUUAGAAGUACCAAUUUAAUCUCCCUGACUCAUGUUCAACCCAUCUCAGAGCCAAAGAAUGAAUCGCCUACUAAAGAAGAAGAUGGUUCCAGUAAAUUUAAUAGGUAUAAUAAAUCUGAUAGAUCAGGCAGUGAAUCUGAAGAGGACCCUUUAGUUGGAAUUAGUUCAGUAGCUGAUGUGAAAAAAUCUGAUAGCUUAGAUGAACUCAUGCAAGAGUUAGAUAGUCAGAUUGGAGGUACACCUAAUAUAGAUACAGAUAAGGAUCUCUUAGAAAAGACAAAUAAAGAGGGAGAACAGUCUUUAGAACAACCAGAACAAUCUCAGCCCCAAGUAAUUACAGUUGUAAAUAUGAGCAAAAGUAACCCUAUCAUUAUAAACCCAAGUCAAGAUAUACCAGGGUUAGAAGAACAUUUUUCAAACCCUGCACCACCUGGAACUAUGAGAAAACGUCCUAGGUCAAGAUCACCAUUUGGAAGAAAUCGUUUCCGUAAAAGACAACACAAAUUUUUUCCACCUAUGAUACCACCUCAGCCUAUUAUGCCUUUUAUUCCUCCGGAACAUUUUCAGCCACAAUUAUUACCAUUUAUCCCACCCAUGCAAGAACCAAUAUUUAUACCUCAAGGUUUUAACAUGAUCCCACAACCUGCUCCUCCUCCUUAUUUUGAGAGACCUCUAUCACCUCUGGCUAUUAACACGGAAUCUCUUACGACAGCUACGAUGGCGCCUUUAUCUCCUAGAAGUGCCGCUUUCGUUAUGCAGAAUAAAGCGAUAAUUGAGAAAAGGCGACGAUCUCCUAGAAGGUCGUAUUCUAGAAGCCCUUCUCGCAGUUUAUCUCGUAGCCCAAGAAGAUCGUUGUCACCAAGAAGACGAUCAAUGACGCCUCCUAGACGAUUUAGAAGAUCUGCCUCUCCAAGACGAUUUUCAAGAUCGCCAAGAAGAUUUUCACCUUCAAGGAAACGAUCUCUGUCGCCAGUGAAACGACGAUCUGAUUCUCCCAAAAGAAAAGUCACAGAGAAUCCUCCACAACAAAAUAAAUCAACCAUAUACAAUAGAUUGGGUCUUAAAUCAGACAAGCCAGAAGAAAACAAGGAAAUACCAAGAGAAAAAGAAAUGCUUGCAGAAGUUAAAGAAGAAGAACUUCUGGAUCCAGUACUUGCAGCAAGAAAAAAGAAGUUUGAAACUAACGAGAUUAAGAAGAAAGAAGGAAUAAUUAGGUUAAAACCGAAGGAGGACAAACCGAAAGAAGAGGAACAAAAUUUGAUCGAAGAAAGUAAAGUAGAAAUUAAAGAUCAGAAAGAGCAUGAGUUAGAAAUAAAAUUACAAAAGGAAGAUAAGCUGGAAGACAAUAUUUUAAAAGAGCAUAAGCCAGAAGUAGCAAAAAGACUAAAAGAAGAUAAGCCAGGAGUAAUAAAAAAGCCUGAAUUGAAGAAAACAACACCCAAAACUACUAGCGUACAAAAAAAAUCAGCUACAACCACUAGUAAAACGACAAACACUGUACCAACAGCAAAACCGACUACUACUUCUACAACUUCCAAGUCAGCCCAAACAGAAACUGCUGAUGCAGUUUCUAAAUCUAAUAAAACAGUAGAAGUUAAAAAGACAGAAGAAAAACCUAAAGAUCCUAUAAUUUCAUCAAAGAAUACUGUAGAAGAUGAUCCUGAUGAAUUUAAAGAGCUAGAAAGGCUUCUUUUUGAUGAUAAUGCUACUAUAGAUGAAAUAUUAGAUCAUAAAGUAGAAGAUAUAUUUUCAGACGAAGAAUCUGCCAGUGAUAAUGAAGGUAGAUUCAAAGCAAAGGAGAAAAAAGAUGAGAAGAAAGUGCCAGUGCUUUCAUUUAGCAAAUUAGUAAAUGGGACUAAACCAGAAAUAAAGGCUGAACCAUUACCUGAUUCUUCAAAAUCUUCAAAUAAUAGAUACCAAAACAGGUAUGCUGAUAGAAGACCCAGGACACAGCCAACUCCAAAGCCACCAUCUAAAAUUGAAGUACAAAAAGAAAAGAAAGAGAAGAUAACUGCUCCUCCUGUUGAACAAAAGCCCGCUAGACAAAAAAUAACUUUAUUGACUGAGAAGAAAGCCCCUCGUCCGAUAAAACAAGAUCGCAAAAUCGAGAUUAAGAUAAAGAAUCCGUCAAAAUAUGAAAAGGGCGCCAAACCAAAAUCUAAAGCAGAAUCUAGUGUUCCAAUUCAGAAAAUUAUUGUACCUAUUCGAGAUGACUCUGAUGACAGCUCAGAUGAAGAAGUUAUUAUAGAAUCGGACGAGACUUCUAUAGAUGAUGAAGAUGAUGAUACUUACGAUGAUGAAGAGACAGUGAGAGGAGGUGACCUCAGAGCUCAGCUAAGUAGAAAAAGAGCUGAAAAACUGAAACUUCCAUCUGCUGAGGUUUCAAGCAGGAUCUUGCAGUACGCCUUACAAGGUGCGAUUUUUAAGAAGGCAAAGAAAAAAUCAAAGAAGAAGAGUUUAUCCAGCAGCGAUUCAAAAUUACCGAUCCAUUACAGACUUGGCCUAACGAGUCCGCAGGAUUUCCUCGAAGAUUUUCAAGUGAAGAAAAAGAAAAAGCGAAAGAACCGACAUUUACUCGAGCAGGUAUAACAACCUCUCAUCUUGCUGCGCCCUCAUCUAUUUCUGGAAGAAACCUCAACUCUCGAGUGUGUUACAGACUGUUUAUGUACUAUAUAAUAUAGUGUUACAUAUAAAAUUAUUGGAUUUAUUAUGUAUUGUAGGAUGUACAUGAUUUAAACGCAAUUCUUUAUAAUGUUUACUUUUAAGUCCUUUUUUGUUAGACACAAUUCCUAGCUUUAAGCUUUAAAUUUUGCAGUUUCUUGGAAAACUGUUGAUGUAUUUCACCAGAAAAAAAAAAACAAAAAUAUAAAUUAAGUUUAAAGUGUAAUAUACGUGUUUUAUAUUAUAUGUUGAAUAUAUUUUAUUUAUUAAAAAUGAUAUUAA